This is a messenger RNA of Vigna umbellata (rice bean), 3733 nucleotides long. The record is from RefSeq and is a predicted model, not a curated record. Lineage: Eukaryota; Viridiplantae; Streptophyta; Magnoliopsida; Fabales; Fabaceae.
AUGUUUUUCUUUUCCUGAACAAGACAACAGACACGAGCAGAGCAAUCAGAAGAACAGCAAAAGCAUGAAUGGAUGAUCUCUAUCAUUUUCUCUCUCUCAAGUCUCACCCUCUUCCAUUUUAAUCAGUUAAUUCUCUGUUUAUUGUUGCAUGCUUCUCAAAGAUUGAAUCUUGAGUACAGAAUUAAAGAAAAUAUAUGAUGGGGUCAAAGUUUCCGAUGACCCAAAUGGGGACAUCACCUAGAUACACGAUUUCUACACAUACAGGUUUUUUUACAUACAAGUAUUCAAGAAGAGUAUUCUCAGAGCAAAAGUUUCCCUUCAAGUUUGUGCCACAGUCUUUGGGGGAUAAAUGGAAGCUAAAUGACAUAAGUACUGGUUCUAUUCAAGAAAGAUUGAAUGUAUUGAUGUCAAGGACCCAAAAUUUUUUGAAUGAAGUGACUUUUCCACGUGCAAAACCUGGUCAAAGUAAGAAGCCUGGUCCUGUAAAUGAUUUUGGAUUACAAUUCAUGGAAGACAUAUUUAGGAUAGAGCAGACAAUUGACCGCAGAACGCCAAGUGGGGUUCUUUCUCUAGCCGCUGUAAUUUGCAUUGAACAAUUCAGCAGGGGAUUGUGGAGGAAUGGACCCACAACAUCAAGCACGCCCACCUCUGAUCUUAACAGGGAGGGCUGUUGCCAUAUAUGCAGGAUGAAUGGAUUGACUGGGAAGAAAAUGCAGAAAAUAUUUGGAGCUCUAGUGCCUGAAUCUGUAUAUAAUGAUGCCCGUAAUUUGGUUGAAUAUUGCUGCUUUAGAUUUUUGUCUAGGGAUGGUUCUGCUAUUCAUCCUUCCCUCCAGGACCCUGCAUUCCAGAGGUUGAUAUUCAUAACCAUGGUUGCCUGGGACAAUCCUUAUACCGAUAACCUUUCCAGCAAUGCAGAGAAGACUUCUUUACAGAAUAAACUUGUCACUGAGGAGGCUUUUAUUCGUAUUGCUCCUGCAAUCUCUGGUGUGGUUGACCAUCCCACAGUGCACAAUCUUUUCAAGGCUCUUGCUGGCAACCAAGAGGGCAUUUCUGUGACCUCAUGGCUGAAUUACAUUAAUGAGUUUAUCAAAGUGCGUCAAAAACAGAUAUCGCAUCAGAUUCCAGAGUUUCCUCAACUGUCUCAGGAGAGAAUUUUAUGCACUAGUUCCAACAGUAAGCGACCUGUUUUGAAAUGGGAGAAUAAUAUGGCCUGGCCUGGCAAACUUACUCUAACAGAUAAAGCAAUCUAUUUUGAGACAGUUAGCAUACUGGGGGAGAAGAGAGCCAUGAGAUUGGAUCUUACAACUAAUGGUUUACAAGUAGAGAAGGCAAAGGUUGGGCCGUUAGGGUCUUCACUUUUUGACUCUGCUGUUUCUGUUUCCUCUGGCUCAGAGACAAAGUGGGUGCUGGAAUUCAUUGAUUUAGGAGGUGAGAUGAGGAGGGAUGUUUGGCAUGCACUUAUAAAUGAAGUCAUCACUCUACACAGGUUUAUACGUGAGUAUGGACCUGAUGAGUAUGAUGAGUCACUUUUUAAUGUAUAUGGAGCUCGCAAAGGAAGUGAUAGGGCAACAACCUCUGCUAUUAAUGGUAUUGCUAGACUCCAAGCCCUUCAAUAUUUGCGGAAGUUGCUUGACAAUCCCACCAAACUAGUUCAGUUCUCAUAUUUACAGAAUGCACCACAUGGUGACAUUGUCCUCCAAACUUUAGCUGUUAAUUACUGGGGAGGUCCACUAAUUACAGGAUUUGUAAAUACCCGCAAUCAGUCAGAAACUCGACCUUCUGAUGAAAUAGCUGAUAGCCGCAACCAUGUAUUUGACAUAGAUGGAAGUAUCUACUUGCAGAAGUGGAUGAAAUCUCCAUCUUGGGGUUCAAGUACUUCCACUAACUUUUGGAAGAACACUUCAGUAAAAGGUUUAAUAUUGAGUAAGAAUCUUGUUGUGGCUGAUUUAUCAUUCACAGAAAGAGCAGCAAAAAUAAGCAGACUAAAGUACCACGUUGUGGAGAAGACUCAAGCCACCAUUGAUGCUGCAACUCUACAAGGCAUACCCAGCAACAUUGAUCUUUUCAAGGAGCUAAUGUUUCCUUUCGCCAUGAUUGUGAAAAACUUUGAAAAGCUUAGGCAUUGGGAGGAGCCACACUUGACUAUUGCAUUUCUUGGACUCACCUAUACAAUAAUUUAUAGAAAUCUGGUGUCGUAUGUGUUUCCCAUGAUGCUGAUGAUUUUGGCAGUUGGCAUGCUCACAAUCAGGGCCCUUAAAGAGCAAGGCCGCCUAGGACGAUCUUUUGGUGAAGUCACAAUACGUGAUCAGCCCCCAUCCAAUACUAUACAAAAGAUUAUUGCUGUAAAAGAUGCCAUGCGUGAUGUUGAGGAUUUUAUGCAGCAAGUGAAUGUCUCUCUCCUCAAAAUACGUUCCAUUUUACUGUCUGGCCAUCCACAGAUAACUACUGAGAUUGCAAUGGUACUGAUAUCUUCUGCAACCAUACUCCUCAUUGUCCCGUUCAAGUACAUCUUUUCCUUUCUUGUCUUGGAUAUGUUCACAAGGGAGCUUGAGUUUCGGAGAGAAAUGGCUCGGAAGUUCAUCAAAUUUUUGAGAGAACGGUGGCAUGCAGUGCCUGCUGCCCCCGUGUCAAUUUUACCAUUCCAAAAUGAAGAAGCCAGAUCAGAAAUUUACUUGAAAGAAAUAGAGGACCAAUCAAAAUCACAAGGAAAUCAGGGCAGUGGAAAGUCCAGAAUAAACUUACCUCAAGCCGCAGAAUGUAAUAACGAAGUCUGCUCCCGAGCAUGUUAUUAUGCUGGGGUCAUCAUGGGCAAAACUAUAUGCUGCAGGACAAACCUGUUUAAACAUGGUUGAAUAAUUUGAAGACAAACAUGUAGCAGGGUUUCCAUAAGUGCCUCUGCAGCAAUACUCGUCAGUGUUAAAGACAUCACAGGCACUGCGGCAAGCAAUAACUUUGUCACCUUGCUUUGAAGCUAGCUGGGGUGGACAAUUCUUCCUCAAAUCUCCAUCACAGCCAGCAAUGCUACAGUUCCCAGUGCCAUUAACAGCUUUUACUGUCACGGGCAAGUUGAAGCCAUCUACAAGGCUAACAUCAUAGAAAUCAGGUUCACCAAGGGUAAAGUCAGCAAUUGUGGCAGGUGGGGUUCCUGGACCUGUACAGUUAAUGUUGGUACCACAAGCACCUGUUUCACAAUUGCCAUUGCCAUUCUUGUCAAAGUUGCAGCCUGUUCUAGCCCAUAUUCUUCCACUCCAUCCAACAGCAGCUGUGUGCACUUUUGAUUGGCCAGGAUUUAAUGCAUCUCCACUGAAGUUAUCACUUCCUGUUAUGGCAGGCCAUAUUGUCUCCUUGCAGUAAUUUACUAUACUUAAAGUCUUACUGCUUCCACAGGUUUCAGGUGCUGCCACCCAACAGAUCAAAUUUCUAAGAUUGUAAAAAAUAACCCUUCUUGGAAACCCUCCUUGUUGCUUUAACAAAUAAACAUUUUUCUCUAAGCAUAAACAAAUCAUCAGUCUGAGUUGCACACCCAAUAAUGGCAAAGUUUUUUUAUUCUGGUGAAAACUCUGUUAUGAGAUUGGACCACUACCACCUAUUGUAGCUACUGGGUUUUUCUCCUGAUUUAUAGACAUUCGAAUGUUGUGAAGUCGUUUUCAAACAAAUAUUAAAUGAAACAAGGAAUUAUCAAAUUAAAGUUUAAAUUUUUUUUAGUUAUAUAUGAACCUAAACAGGAAGAUUA